Dentiscutata erythropus is the source of this 246-nucleotide messenger RNA. NCBI's taxonomy places the organism in Eukaryota, Fungi, Glomeromycota, Glomeromycetes, Diversisporales, Gigasporaceae. The record is from the annotation of a GenBank genome assembly.
AUGGCUCAAAUCAAAUGUACUCAAAUUGCCCUAACUGCUAACAAAAAAAUAAUAAUCUUAUCUGUUUACUCUUAUCUUCAAAAAAAUAUGCUCAAACAACAGACAAAUGAAGCCACCAAUCUUCGUAAGGAAGUUUCUUUGGUAACAGGAGUUGGUGAAGCAACCAUUGCUCGUGUAGUUGCUGAAUUUAAUGAGACUGGAAAGGUAAAAGUGGUCUUCCUCUUUCCCUUAGAGCCCUUAUCAUAA